Molecule: messenger RNA, 1352 nt
Organism: Aspergillus nidulans FGSC A4
Lineage: Eukaryota; Fungi; Ascomycota; Eurotiomycetes; Eurotiales; Aspergillaceae
Product: xanthine phosphoribosyltransferase
Exons: 5
Coding region: 116-730 (204 amino acids)
Biological process (GO): purine ribonucleoside monophosphate biosynthetic process; purine ribonucleotide salvage; GMP salvage
Molecular function (GO): pentosyltransferase activity; xanthine phosphoribosyltransferase activity; guanine phosphoribosyltransferase activity
Source: RefSeq, a predicted model, not a curated record
CUGCUUAAUAUCUGUUGCUUGAAGAACACUCGCUGUUGAGCUUUCGGCUUUAUCACGCACAGCUCUUAUCCAUCUCUCGUCUUAUCGCGCUAUCGGGAAACCUCUUAUCGUCAAUAUGCCCCAAAAAGUCUAUGUCACCUACAACCAGGUCCACAAGCUAUGCCAAUCCUCGGCUGAACAAAUCCUCAACACAUUCCACCCCAACUUGAUGAUCGCUAUUGGUGGAGGCGGUUAUGUCCCUGCCCGCAUCCUCCGAUCGUUCCUCAAGCGCCCCGGCGAGCCCAACAUCCCUAUUCAGGCCAUUGGUCUGUCGCUCUACGAGGAUCUUGGUCGCGGUGACCCAGAGGAGGUCCCCGGUACAAAGGUUACCCGAACACAAUGGCUGGACCUGAGUUCCCUGGAAAUGGCCAACCUGAUUGGCAAGAACAUUCUCAUUGUCGACGAGGUCGAUGACACCCGGACAACACUGGAAUAUGCCGUUCGUGAACUGCAAAAGGAUGUUGAGCUUGCGCAAAAGCAGCUUGGUCGCGAAGGCGAGAAGACGAAUUUCUUCGUGUUUGUGCUACACAACAAAAACAAGUCGAAGAAGGGCCAACUGCCCACUGACAUGAUGGAGUCCGGCCGGUACCACGCCGCUGUCACCACUGAUGACGUUUGGAUUUGCUACCCAUGGGAGGCGAAGGAUAUUGAUGAACACGACGCACUCGCGAAGGCAAACCCCCUAGUCUAAGGUUCAGUCAGCGAAAACCUCAAUCUUUCGCAUCUGUUAUGAUCUCGAAAUGCGCUCCCUCCGCCGGUUACUAGAAUCGUCCCCCCUCUGCUUCGAGGAGCCAACGAUCUCAGGCGUCUUUUACGAAUGGGUUUUAUAGAUAAAAGCAAUCACUUCAGCAUAUCUUCAUAAGAGGAUCUAUCUACCUGCAGGGAAUAGACCAUUUUUUUGCGUGGUCGCUUUUUGGAACAUUCACUUUUUUAUGAGUUCUCACGCCCAGGCACGAUCCCACAAAAACAAUCUCACUCUGCGAUCUACACAUACCUGGCAUACGCAUUUUAUGAUACUGUAUGCAGCCAAAAUGCAAACAGACCGUAUCAUUGUAGUAUAUAUUACAAUAUCUCCUUUACCUCUCGUGAACCUAUGCCGCCCAUAUGAGUGGCCAGAGGCCUCGCCUCAAAUGCUAUAAUAGAAAGUUAUCGUUCGAUUCUCGCAUUUAGUCCACGUCAACAUUUGCCCGGCGCAGUUCAGCCUUGGCCUGCUCGAUCUCCCCCUGCAGCUCCUUGUGCGCCUCAGGCACAUCGUGGAAAGUGAAGAUCGCCAGACCCAGGCGGCCGAGAAGGUAGCAUCCGAAAGAUAUGAG